GCCGGGCGCAUUCCUGCCGGCGCUGCCCGCCCCGGGGUGGGCGCUGGAGCCCCCUUAAAGCCUCCUGCCCCCAAAGAGCAUUUCCCAGACGCCCGCCAGCUCCCUGGGAUCUCACUGGCGCCCCACGGCAGAGAUAACCAGGCAUGUCAGACUCUGAGGAGGUCAUCGAAGAACAUGACCAGGAGCAGGAAGAGGAGUACGUGGAAGAAGAAGAGGAAGAAUGGAUAGAGGAAGAAGACGGGCAGGAAGAACAGGUAGAGGAAGCGGAGGAGGAGACUGAAGAAACCAAGGCAGAAGAACAAGAAGAUGAAACGAAAGCACCAGGAGAAGGUGGAGAGGGGGACCGAGAGCAGGAGCCUGGGGAAGGUGAAUCGAAGCCAAAACCCAAGGUCUUUAUGCCAAACCUGGUGCCUCCCAAAAUCCCAGAUGGCGAGAGACUGGAUUUUGAUGACAUCCACCGCAAGCGCAUGGAGAAGGACCUGAACGAACUGCAGGCUCUCAUUGAAGCCCACUUUGAGAGCAGGAAGAAGGAGGAAGAGGAGCUCAUGUCCCUCAAGGACAGGAUUGAAAAGCGGCGAGCGGAGAGGGCUGAGCAGCAGCGGAUCCGCAGCGAGAGGGAGAAGGAGCGACAAGCCCGCAUGGCCGAAGAGCGAGCUCGCAAGGAGGAAGAGGAGGCACGGAAGAAGGCUGAGGAGGAAGCGCGGAAGAAGAAGGCUUUCUCCAACAUGCUGCAUUUUGGAGGCUACAUGCAGAAGUCAGAGAAAAAGGGGGGGAAGAAGCAAACGGAGAGGGAAAAGAAGAAGAAGAUCCUCAGCGAACGGCGGAAGCCUCUGAACAUCGAUCACCUCAAUGAGGACAAGCUGAGGGACAAGGCCAAGGAGCUGUGGCAAAGCAUCCGUGACCUGGAGGCGGAGAAGUUUGACCUGCAGGAGAAGUUCAAGCGGCAGAAAUACGAGAUCAACGUCCUCCGAAACCGUGUCAGUGACCACCAGAAAGUGUCAAAGGCUGCCCGUGGGAAGACCAUGGUAGGCGGCCGGUGGAAAUAGAUGCUCGGGAGGCAAAGGCGGCUCGGCCACGGGGAGGUGUGCGGCCCUUGGGUCCACCAUCUGCCUUCCCCCCCCUCUUGGAGCCAGCACCGCACACCCUCUGCCUGCACAGGGCUUGGUGGGCCUGGCUGCAGGCACAGUGCUGCCUGCACGGGCAGAUGCUUCACAAGGCUCCGUUUCCCACCUCCACACCCCCCGCUGAUGUUGUGUCUGUAAAUAAAGAGAACGGGGACAGGG
Messenger RNA from Pezoporus flaviventris, 1283 nucleotides. RefSeq names its product troponin T2, cardiac type (gene TNNT2). The coding region runs from base 144 to 1046 and encodes 300 amino acids. Gene Ontology annotation, molecular function: troponin I binding; troponin C binding; tropomyosin binding. Gene Ontology annotation, cellular component: troponin complex. Lineage: Eukaryota; Metazoa; Chordata; Aves; Psittaciformes; Psittacidae. The record is from RefSeq and is a predicted model, not a curated record. Gene Ontology annotation, biological process: sarcomere organization; cardiac muscle contraction; regulation of muscle contraction. The transcript has 17 exons.